This is a messenger RNA of Sorex fumeus (smoky shrew), 1686 nucleotides long. Its product is annotated as zinc finger protein 420-like. The annotation marks the transcript as partial. NCBI's taxonomy places the organism in Eukaryota, Metazoa, Chordata, Mammalia, Eulipotyphla, Soricidae. Gene Ontology annotation, molecular function: DNA-binding transcription factor activity, RNA polymerase II-specific; RNA polymerase II cis-regulatory region sequence-specific DNA binding. The transcript is spliced from 4 exons. Gene Ontology annotation, biological process: regulation of transcription by RNA polymerase II. The record is from RefSeq and is a predicted model, not a curated record.
ACAGUGACCUUCCACGACGUGGCUGUGAACUUCACCCCAGAGGAAUGGUUAUGCCUGGAGGCCUCUCAGCGGAAGCUCUACAGGGACGUGAUGCUGGAGACCUACCAGAAUCUGCAGGCUGUCGGUGAGAGCAGUGUGGAGCCAACCAUGUCUGAACACUUUGAUCAAUCAUCACAUCUUAUGCAUAGGAGAAUUCAUACAGGAGAGAAACCUCAUGAAUGUCAGACAUGUGGGAAGGCCUUCAUUCAGACCUCUAAUUUUAAUGUACCUAUGAAAACUCAUAGUGCAGAGAAGCCUUCUAUUUGUCAGGAGUGUGAUAAUGACUUUACUCAAUCCUCAGGCCUCAGUAUACAUAGAAGUAUUCACACUGGAGAGAAACCGUAUAUAUGUAAGGAAUGUGGGAAGGCCUUUGCGAAAGCCUCAAGUCUUAGUGUACAUAGGAGAAUUCACACUGGAGAGACACCAUAUAUAUGUAAGGAAUGUGGGAAAGCCUUUGCGAAAGCCUCAAAUCUUAGUGUACAUAGGAGAAUUCACACAGGAGAGAAACCGUAUAAAUGUAAGGAAUGUGGGAAGGCCUUUGCUCAAUCCUCAAGCCUUGGUGUACAUAGGAGAAUUCACACUGGAGAGAAACCGUAUAUAAGUAAGGAAUGUGGGAAGGCCUUUGCUGGAGCCUCAGGACUUAUUGCACAUAGGAGAAUUCACACUGGAGUGAAACCAUAUAUGUGUAAGGAAUGUGGAAAGGCCUUUAUUUUGGCCUCAAAACUUAGUGUACAUAGGAGAAUUCACACUGGAGAGAAACCGUAUAUAUGUAAGGAAUGUGGGAAGUCCUUUGCUGAAUCCUCAAAGCUUAGUGUACAUAGGAGAAUUCACACUGGAGAGAAACCGUAUAUAUGUAAGGAAUGUGGGAAAGCCUUUGCUGGAGCCUCAAAACUUACUAUACAUAGGAGAAUUCACACUGGAGAGAAACCUUAUAUAUGUAAGGAAUGUGGAAAGGCCUUUGCUACAACCUCAAGCCUUAAUGUACAUAGGAGAAUUCACACUGGAGAGAAACCGUAUAUAUGUAAUGAAUGUGGAAAGGCCUUUGCUUUGGCCUCAAGACUUAGUGUACAUAGGAGAAUUCACACUGGAGAGAAACCGUAUAUAUGUAAGGAAUGUGGGAAGGCCUUUGCUAAAUCCUCAAGCCUUACUAUACAUAGGAGAAUUCACACUGGAGAGAAACCGUAUAUAUGUAAGGAAUGUGGGAAGUCCUUUGCUGAUGCCUCAAGCCUUAGUGUACAUAGGAGAAUUCACACUGGAGAGAAACCGUAUAUAUGUAAGGAAUGUGGGAAGGCCUUUGCUAAAUCCUCAAGCCUUACUAUACAUAGGAGAAUUCACACUGGAGAGAAACCGUAUAUAUGUAAGGAAUGUGGGAAGUCCUUUGCUGAUGCCUCAAGCCUUAGUGUACAUAGGAGAAUUCACACUGGAGAGAAACCGUAUAUAUGUAAGGAAUGUGGGAAGGCCUUUGCUAAAUCCUCAAGCCUUACUAUACAUAGGAGAAUUCACACUGGAGAGAAACCGUAUAUAUGUAAGGAAUGUGGAAAGGCCUUUACUUCAUACUCGCAAUUGACUAUACAUAGGAGAAUUCACAGUGGAGAGAAACCGUAUGUAUGUAAGGAAUGUGGGAAGUACUUUGCUGAAGUUCGCUGA